AGGAAUCCGUCAUAGGAAAUGUAGCGGCACUUGCGACUGUAUGUGACAUCCAUUACGACAUGCCCUGGCUAAAGAAACACAUACGGCCUAUGGCGGCUAAAUUACGUUCACCGCGGAAAUAUUUUUCGAAUAAUUUCUGGAAAAGGUCCGUCCUGCUCCCCAUCAUGCUAGUCCUCUUCAUGAUCUGCUCAUUCGGCAUGAUCUCCAGCCUCCCCCACACCCGGGACACCUACAUCCCCUUCGAGCACACCAAAACCUACCUGCUCAAGGUUAAGAACGAGGCACCUUUCCCCGUGUGGGUGGACGUGGUCGAGUCAGUCGCUGACCCCACGGGCCCGACCCGGGAGAUAGGCCAGGACGGGAACAUCCUGCAGAUGAUGGAACACGAUGAGGUCAAUGACCUUCAACCCGGGGACUUUGAUUACCGGGCAGCCGAUGCGCAGAGGUCGGAGUUCAACUUGAGGUACGAUGACGUCGUUGCGGAUAAAGAAGGGAAGCCUCGUUCUGAGAACUUCCCCAAGAAUGAAAAUAAUUUAAACGAGGGCGAUGUUAAAAAUAGAAUUUAUUUUAGAAAUAAAAGAAGCGGUGCGAAAAAUCGAAAUCUGAACAAUAUGAAUUUAAAAAGACGAAAUAAACUCCGUAAUUUUGUUGUGCAAGCAAACACUACGGGAAGGUUAUGGCGUAGCCUUAGACAAGAAGGGAAUACGAAGAAUAGACAAUUUUUUAGCAACUACAUCACGACGAUUGUUGUUCAUGUCGAUAGGACAGAAAAUCCUGGUCGUAACAACGUCAACAGCAACAACAACAUCAUCGACAGCAACAACAACGACGGUGGCCUGUCGCAAGACAAGGCUAAAAAACACAUGGGGUUCGUCAAAAACACGAACUCCGAGGUCGAACCUGGUUCGAAAAAUAUAAACAUUGAAAACGUUCAGCGGAAAUUCAAUAAUUCCAUUGCGCAUCCCCAAACGCCCGUGCCGGAAGCUCCACGGUUUAAGCCGGCACGAACACGCCGGGAAGCCGGUUCAGAAGUUCACGACGUUGUGUUCCUGAAGGUGCACAAAGCAGCCAGCACCACCGUCUACAACAUCUUCAUGCGGUUCGCCAUCUCCCGACAACUUGACGUCAUGCUGCCGAAAAACUCAAACAUCAUCACCGAAACGGGGUCAAUCAUCAAACCGGAAGUGCUGUUGCCCUACCCACAAGACCUCAAGUUCAACCUUGUGUGUAGUCACUUAGUGUACAACCGCGCGCAGAUCUCCAAGUAUCUGAAAUCUCCGGACAGAACCGUCUACAUCGGGAUCGUUCGGGAACCCUUCGAGCAAUUCGUCUCUGCCUUUAACUAUUAUCUCAAUACGCACAAGAGACCGCUCUUAGUUCAAAUCGCUCUAGACCAUCCAAGAAACCCUAUCCGGGGAUUCCUGGAAAACCCUUUAAAAUACGCGGAUGUUCCGAAAUACGAUUACGGCGUGACGUACAUCAACAACCGGAUGUCCGCGGAUUUCGGGUUCCCUAUGUGGAACCUGGAAAACGACAAACACCGGGAGGAUUUCGUCCGGAAGUUCGUCAAGGUCACGGAGGAGAACUUUGACCUCGUCAUGGUGGUCGACAUGUUCGAAGAGUCGCUGGUGCUCAUGCGCCGGAUGCUGCGCUGGAGGGUCAAGGACGUCCUGUACCUGCGCGCCAACACCCGCACGGAGGCGAUGCGAGAGCAGACGCUGCACCUGCCGUGGAAGACGAACGUCAAGUUCAACGAGGACGACGUCAAGAACCACAAGCUCUACUCCCCCGUGGACCACGCCCUCUACGACCACUUCAAAGCUCUCCUGGUCAAGGAGGUUCAAAACCAACCACCGGAUUUCGCCGGGGAGGUCGAGAUGCUGAAAGUCAUCCUCAAAGACGUCGCCAGUUUCUGCGAAAACGUGGCCAGCGAGCCCGAGCGUUUCCGGGAAUCGGAACUGCGAGUUCCGGACAGUCAGUGGUCGGAAUCGUUCACAGUAGAAAACGAGGACUGUAAGUUGUUGGCUACGGACGAACUGGAAAUGCUGGACCUAGUUAGGAAUAAACAAAAAGAAAGACACGCCGGAAGUUUGUUGUGACGAAAACGAAAGUAGCAUCGUAGACUUGAAUAUCCUGGGGAUAAUCAUACAUGGGUUUUUGCAAUCAAUUUUAAACCUUAAUCUGGUCAACUAAAAAACUCACGCAUUGAAAUCUAUAUCUGACAAGAUCAGUUCAUGUGAACAAACACAUCCGGUGGUAAUAUUUAUUUCAGCUCAACUUUGUUGCCAACUUAGACAACUGCUGUGCAGAAAAUCUAAGAUGGAGCUUCGGUGCAGUUCAAUGACCAUGUUGCACUUUUGGUGCAUUCGUUACGGACGCUAGAACUAUAGUUCUAUAAAUAACUCAAUCAUGACUGUAUGUGUGAGUAAACACAUCUCAAAGACUGAGACAGGCAUAGCUUGUUGAGGCGGUGAUAACAUACACAUAAUCUCAAAGACAAACUUCUUGAAGACUAGACAAGGUGCUCACGAGUUUCUUCUACAACUUACGCAUUGCUUUAUCUCCCAUUUAGUCAUGUGUUUAGAUCCUUCAAAUUACCUUAGUACCAUGAAAGAUCACCAAAAACAAUUUUUAUUACUAUAAUAUUUGAUUUUUUUUUACAAUGAAAUUAUUUGACAAAAGAAGGUAACUUAUCAACAGGGUUAAUAUAACUCAUCCAUUAUCUUCUAACCAAAUAUUCGUUUAGUAUUUGCACUUUUAAAAAAUACAGUCAAGGCGUAAGCUAAAUAGACUCAGUAACCAAACACAAUUUUCAUAAUUUGACAGUGGCUCUAUUCAGAGUCUUCUUGAAUGAAUAUGUAAAACUUGUUUACCAACAUUGUAACUUAGCACUGGUUAAAAUAAGCUGUCAAAAGUACAUAGCUUUUGCCACCAGUCAUGUUCAUGUAAAUCUACAUUUAACGAUCUGAGAAAUGAACUCGUGAUUUGUCCCCUCUACAUAAUUCUUUAAUGGCUCGUAGUGUCAGACUGCAUAUCACUGCCCUCAGUGGCGUA
Physella acuta is the source of this 3054-nucleotide messenger RNA. RefSeq lists its product as uncharacterized. NCBI's taxonomy places the organism in Eukaryota, Metazoa, Mollusca, Gastropoda, Physidae. Gene Ontology annotation, cellular component: membrane. Gene Ontology annotation, biological process: glycolipid biosynthetic process. Gene Ontology annotation, molecular function: galactosylceramide sulfotransferase activity. The record is from RefSeq and is a predicted model, not a curated record.